Molecule: messenger RNA, 1821 nt
Organism: Mugil cephalus (flathead mullet)
Lineage: Eukaryota; Metazoa; Chordata; Actinopteri; Mugiliformes; Mugilidae
Gene: c7h7orf25
Product: chromosome 7 C7orf25 homolog
Exons: 3
Coding region: 245-1600 (451 amino acids)
Source: RefSeq, a predicted model, not a curated record
AUGGAGGGAUUCGCCGUGUUUCUCCGUGGGCUGUGGUUUAACUGGUCUGCAGUUCCUCUCCGCUCCGGCAGGGGGCGGUACUGCGCCUUUAAGCUUCCAGGCGCCACUCAAACCAGAGGAAGAAGAAGCUGGAAACAAACAGGAGAAGCUGGGAGUUAGCACUAGCAUUAGCACCGGGAUUAGCUGCGCUGUUAGCCCAGAUUCUACGUCUGUAGCGUCACUGCUUCGGUGUGAUGCUGGAGACAUGUCCACAUCCCAACAUGGAGACGCAUCCCCGCGUGGAGACACGUCCCUGCAGGUGAUGCUGCAGCAGAGGAUUGGCGCCGCCCAGGUGUUGCUGCAGAGGGCGGAGCUUCUGCGUGGGGGGGUGGAGGGUCACCUGAAGCUCUGUGGUAAACUCAGAGCAGAGCUUCGGUUCCUGAGGAGGGUGGAGGCCGGAGAGCUGCAGGUCAAAGAGUCUCACCUGCACAGCACCAACCUGACGCACCUGAGCGCCAUCGUAGACUCCGCCCACAGCCUGGAGGACGUGGUGGCCCUGCUGCACGUCUUCACCUACCGGGACGCCACGGGACGGCGGCGGACGCUGGUGGUGGACGUGGUGGCCAACGGGGGACACACCUGGGUGAAGGCGGUGGGCAGGAAGGCGGAGGCUCUGCACAACAUCUGGCAGGGGCGGGGCCAAUACGGCGACAAGAGCGUCAUCCGCCAGGCCGAGGAGUUCCUAUUGGCCAGCCGCCAGCAGCCCGUCCUCUACCAGCACCCCCACGUCGUCUUCGCCUUCUACAACGGCGUCUCCUGCCCCAUGGCCGACCGCCUCCGGGACAUGGGCGUCUCUGUCCGAGGGGACAUCGUGGCCGUCAACGCCGUUUUGACCGAGGAGGAGGAGGAGGAAGAGGAAGAGGAGGAGGAGGAGGAAGAGGAGGAGGAGGAGGAGGAGGAGGAGGAGGAGGACAAAAAGGAGGACGAGGACACAGAGGACACAGAGGACAAAGAGGAGGAGGAGGAGGAGGGCGGGGAGGCGUCGGCGCUGACCCGGGUGGACCGCAGCAUGGUGGUGGAGCGCCUGGCGUUCCCAGUGCAGGUCCCGGUGGAGGAGUGUCACCGGGUCAACCUGGACAUCACCACCCUCAUCACCUACGUGUCGUCUCUGAGCCACGGCCGCUGCCACCUCCGGUUCCGGGAGCCCGUGCUGACGGAGCAGGCGGCCCAGGAGCGCCGGGCCCAGGUGCUGCCCCAGCUGGACGCCUUCAUGGCGGGGAAGCAGCUGUUCGCCUGCCGCGCUGCCGUCCACGACUUCCAGCUGAUCCUGGACACGCUGGGCGGCCCGGCGGAGAAGGAGCGCGCUCAGAAGCUGCUGGCCCGCCUCCACCUGGUGGACGAUCAGCCGUCGCCGCGGACGCUCGGCCUCACGCCCAGCGCCAAAGUCAACCAUCGCUCGCUCAUGAUCUUCGGCACCGGGGACUCGCUGAGGGCCGUUACCAUGACGGCCAACAGCCGCUUCAUCAGGGCGGCGGCCAAUCAGGGCGUCCGAUACAGCGUGUUCAUCCACCAACCCAGAGCACUGACCGAGGGCAAGGAGUGGAGGGCCACGCCCAUCUAGUCGGGCCACGCCCAUCACCAGAGAGACCACGCCCAUCACCAGAGAGACCACGCCCAUCACCAGAGAGACCACGCCCAUCCAAACUAGGGCCCACACUGAGUGCACGACUGAGUUCUAACGUUGAUCUGUUUGAAUCUCCAUCAGCUGACAGCUGUGUUUAUAUGUUAUUUUUGAGAAUCUAUGAACAAAGGUCAAUAAAGACACUCAGUCACUUCCUGGUG